Mollisia scopiformis is the source of this 546-nucleotide messenger RNA. RefSeq lists its product as uncharacterized. Lineage: Eukaryota; Fungi; Ascomycota; Leotiomycetes; Helotiales; Mollisiaceae. The coding region runs from base 18 to 374 and encodes 118 amino acids. The record is from RefSeq and is a predicted model, not a curated record. The transcript is spliced from 3 exons.
CGACCAAAAUCGCAAACAUGCAAUUCUCCACUGCUAUCACUUCCCUCUUCGCCCUCCUCACCGUUGCUACUGCAGCUCCGGCCGAGGAGAAGCGUCAAGGGGAGUUUUUCGCUGUCCAGACAUACUACAGUGCUGGAGGAUGCACCGGAACAGCCGAUUCAGAGGCUACCUUCAAUGAAGAGAAUCUUUGUCAACCGAUCGCGACAGUUCUCAGUACCGUCGAAAGUGUCAGUCUCAUCUCAGUCACCGAUGCUGGGUGUGUCGUCCAUUACUAUACGAACUCGGACUGCACCGAGGGUGAUACCGUGGGCGUUAUCGACCACUGUGAGCAAGCAAGUGGCCCCUUCGUGGCGACCAAUGUUAUCUGCUCUUAAGUAGUUCAUCUUGCUCGAGUCUCUUGCUUGCGAGGAGUAAGGAGGCGCACGAAAAUAUUGGAGGUGGUAGUGCUAUGGUUUCUUUGGAUGGCAAUGGGCUGGAUGACGAGUAGGCUGAAAGACUUUACUUUCUUUAAGGAGGAAUUCUUCUUGGUGAGAUUUGUUACAGAAU